AGUGACUUUCGUUGCUUCGAGGUCAAUCGACUGCUUCAUUCCCUCGCUUUCCUUCAUGAUGUUCUCCAUCCUCCUUACAACUGUCUUCGCGUCCCUUACCCUCGCCGCUCCCAGCCUUAAGUCUGGGUGCGACGUGUCACAUGUCGUAAUUCCUCUCCCAGCUGGGCAGACCCAGCUCGUUGCUCCCACCACAACCACACCGAGGUUUAUCGGUAUUGCUGCGGGUGUUCAGAACUAUACCUGUGCGGCUACAGGCACAUACACAAACGUUGGUGCCGUCGCCGAAAUAUUUGACGUCUCCUGCUUGGACCCGGGACUUUUUGUCAAAGCUACCGAUAUCGUCAGCAGUGUCUGGGAGAAAGCACCUAAGGGCGUUACCCCGCAGAAAGUCAUCAAAGACCUCGCCGUCAUCGGGUCGCCCAUUGUCCUUGGUCAACAUUACUUCAUCACCAACCCUAUCACCGGCACAGGCUUGAGUCCGAAGUGGGACUUCACCUCUGCUAGCUUGGCUGGCCACCCGGAUGCUUUCGUCGUUGGCGCAAGGACAGGCGACCUCCCUUCGCCAACUGACCCGACCGAAAAUAUCGAUUGGUUGUCGCUCGACGGUGUACAGGGAAACCUCGCCGACCAAAUUUUCCGCAUUGAAACUCGUAAGGGACAGCCUCCCUCUUCUUGCACCCCUGGCACCCCCGAUAUUUCAGUGAGAUAUGCUUCUCAGUACUGGUUCUUUGGGGGCUCCUUUUAGGUAGUCAGUAUCCUCGUCGUUCAUUACAUCUAAUUGGACACUUAGUUGGAGAGUGUAUGGCGUUUGAUUCGACUCGAUUAAGUAGAGCUCAAGCGUGCUGCGCGUACCUAUCUGAGGGGUCCAAUAGAAAUGUUUUGAGUCCUACUU
Messenger RNA from Somion occarium, 892 nucleotides. The record is from the annotation of a GenBank genome assembly. NCBI's taxonomy places the organism in Eukaryota, Fungi, Basidiomycota, Agaricomycetes, Polyporales, Cerrenaceae.